AUGGCUAAACGCCCUAAACCAUUAGCGGUGUCAGUACCACCACCACCUGUGAUAUCCUCGGAGGAGGACGAUGACUUCCGUGCUGCUGGCCUAGACAUCUUGGACAAAUGGCGGGCUGGUGAGGAUAAUUGGCUGGACCUUCCGACCACAUUGUCGAAAUAUGUUAAGGAAUCGUAUAUAGGAGGUCCCUUCCCUCACAGAGACAUUCAGGCCGCACAAGGUGAUGACUGGCUGUUCCUGCACACUCAGGGAUGCGUCAUGGACCGUACGACACCUGAGAUCCUCGGAGUGGUCCUGCAGGUCCAUUGA
This is a messenger RNA of Pelobates cultripes (western spadefoot toad), 309 nucleotides long. The record is from the annotation of a GenBank genome assembly. Lineage: Eukaryota; Metazoa; Chordata; Amphibia; Anura; Pelobatidae.